AUGGUCUUCCUUGCGCUGGCAGCUUCACAGGCUCCGUCAUGGGCCACAUGGGUGGGCUGGGGCGCUGGCGGAUUGGCAAGCGCCAGUCUACCCCUCUGCUUCAAGUUUGGAUUUGGAGAAGCGGAACAGCACCAGUUGAAAGCCAUAAAGAAUCAGGUGAAAACUUCAUCAAAACAAUACAGCUUCCUGGAGAUGUUUCCUCCGGCAGAAACUUUGCCUUGCAUCCUGCUGAGUGGUCCAAGGCAAGCAGUGGGUGCACAUCUGCCUCACUUGCGCUUUGUGAAGGCACUUGGUGCUGGCACAUACGGCGUGGUGAGCCAAUACCGCAGCAAUGCUGGGGAAGUCGCGGUGAAGACAAUGCAGAACUUCGCAUCAAACCACAUUGCAGCAAGGCGCUGCCUUCGCGAGAUCAAUAUCAUGAAAUGCUUGAAGCAUAGCAACAUCGUGUCUUUGAAGGAGGUGGUGGCACUUAAAGAACCGCCGACCGUGCAUCUCGUGAUGGAGCUGAUGGAUGGAACGCUUUACAAUAUCAUCUGCUCGAAGGAGGUCUUGGGGGAGGAGCAUAUACAGUUCUGGAUAUACGGAAUCCUGCUCGCUCUUGAGUACCUGCACGGCAGCGACGUGGUUCACCGCGACUUGAAGCCUCAGAACAUCCUGGUGAACAGGAACUGUGACAUAAAGCUCUGCGAUUUUGGCUUGGCAAGGGGGCCUUGGCCAGACAAAGAAGCUUCAAAGGUAGACCUACGCACAGAUUACGUCGGUACGCGCUGGUACAGGGCACCAGAAGUCUUGCUGGAGGCCGUCACCCACAUGCCUUCUGCGGAUCUUUGGAGCCUGGGCUGCGUCCUGGCUGAAUUGACAGGCCGAUCUGUGCUUUUCCCAGGCAGUAGCUCAUUGGAUCAAUUGAAGAAGAUUCUUCGCAUAGUAGGCACGCCAAGACACGAAGACUGUCUGACACACAGAUUUUCGGAACUGAUCCAGCAGCCUGCUUUUAUGUUUGACAAGCAGCAUUGGGGCAACUUGUUCCCUUCAGCAACUGAAAGCAAUCUCAGCCUGCUGGAUGGCCUGCUGCAGUUCAACCCACGGUGGCGGGUCACCGCAAGAGACGCUUUGCGUCAUGUGUUUGUGUCAGAUUAUUUUGACGAAGCUGAUGUAGUGAAACCACCAACAAUCUGUUGGCACUUCGACCGACCGACAAAGUUGAGGGAAGUCCUUGCAAGAAUUGCGUCUUCUUCUACCCAGACACCUCGUUGA
Molecule: messenger RNA, 1254 nt
Organism: Symbiodinium necroappetens
Lineage: Eukaryota; Dinophyceae; Suessiales; Symbiodiniaceae
Source: the annotation of a GenBank genome assembly